ACUCAUACUCGACAAAGGUGGACUCGGACCCAACUCUACUGAUUAGAUAAGAAUAACAUUUCGGAGAAAAAAACUCGUGUUUGUCAAAAAGAAUGAAAGAAAUAAUUAUAUUUGGUGGCAAAUUCUUAAAUUGGUUUUGCAAUUUACAAAUAAAUCCCUCUUGCUGUCAUUCCAAUUAAAAUCUUUAUCUUCUAUUUUCCUAAGGUACCACAACACUUUUUUGGACAAAACGGCAUGGGGGGAAAGAAAGGAAAAAGUGUACCAGUGCUCCAGUCCAACAAAACUGAAACUCAAACACAGAAAGUUCCUGCAUUAACUCCUGAACAAAGAGCGAAGCAGACGGCCUUGGAGAGGGUCGUCUAUGAUAUGUCCCAUAAUGAACGUGUCAUCAGUGACAUCAUACUGGGCCGCAGGGUAGCUUUCUAUGAGCUCAGAGGAGAGAUAGGGACUGGAAAUUUCUCCCAGGUCAAACUAGCUGUUCACGAACUGACUAAAGAGCGUGUUGCGGUGAAGAUCCUAAAUAAGACGCGCCUCGACAAGAAGUCUCAGACUUUAUUCGCUACAGAGAUUGUCUGUAUGGAAAAACUGUCCCAUCCGAACAUUGUGCGCCUGUAUGAGGUGGUUGAGACCAGUAAGCAUUUGUACCUCGCUAUGGAGUAUGGGAGCGGAGGAGACCUCUUCUCUCGCAUAACCACCAGAGGGCGACUGCCAGAUCUGGAAAGCAAGCUUAUCUUUGCUCAGAUCAUCUCAGCCAUCAAGUAUAUGCAUGAAAACAACAUCAUCCAUCGUGACUUGAAAGCAGAAAACAUUUUUUAUACCACGUGCUACUGCAUCAAAGUGGGCGACUUUGGUUUCAGUACCGUCAUUGAGCCGUCCGAAACGCUCAGCACAUUUUGCGGCUCUCCGCCUUACGCGGCACCCGAGCUGUUUAGAGACAAAAGCUACGUGGGCCGUUAUGUGGACAUCUGGGCGCUGGGCGUCCUACUCUACUUCAUGGUGACUGCCACCAUGCCCUUCUACGCCGACAACCUCGGGCGUCUCAAACGCUGCAUCCUGCAGGGGGCGUAUACCAUCCCGGCCUACGUCCCCGACCCCUGCCAAUUGGCUAUUAAAGGCAUGCUGAGACUUGUGCCUGUGGAUCGCACGUCGGCCUCGCAGCUGAUGGCCUGCUCCUGGCUCAGGGGCAUUGAGUAUCCCAAACCGUAUCCCGCCCUCAGCACGACACCCAAUCACUUGGCUGAUCCUGGGAAGAGCCUCUGUGUGGAGGAACAGGAAGUGAAAUCAGCUCUGAAUGAGCUCGGUAUUAUCGUCACACAUCUGCAGAAUAAUGCAUGUGCAGAUGCUCGCAGCCCAAUUACAGGAACAUACCGUAUUCUGCUGCACCGCAUACAGAAGAGGAGAUCCGUGGAAGCGGUGGGAUAUUCUGUAGUCAACCCGGAUGAUUUCGGUACAAAGAAAUACUGGGCCAACAAUGCUGUGGCCAAGCACUACCCGUCUGCAGUCUGCAAUGUCCUAUAAAGAAAUUAUAUAAAAUAACGUCAUGUAUCGCACAUGUUAGGCUUAUUCAUUGGCUAUAUUUUCACAGUAUGAUGCUGUGUUUCAGAAUUUACACAUAUGUUACCCAGUCUGAAACACAGCUAAGGUCAUCAUCCUACUGUAUAUAAUGUAAAGAACAUUAUGUGAACACUGAUGUUUGCUGGUGCGUCUUGUCCGAAUCUUUCUAAGCAAAAGUGUUCAAAUAGGCAUUAUCUUUACUGAUCAACUGCAGAUUGUAAUAUUUUACAUAUAUUUUCUGAACUAAGCAUAUCUUAAAACUACACUUUGUGACCAAGAAAUGAUAAUAUUAAGAAACGGCUAUUCGGUCUAUUGAGUUAUUAUGAAAACAGCCGAAACCCAGAUAGCACAGGUAUGUCGGUAAGAUGUCUGGUAAAGAUCUGGAAUCCAUCUGGUGUGUAAAAACAUCUUAUAAAGGUCUAGAAAGAGCUGCUUUACAUACAUUCUAAAUCAAAAACGUCUUGCAGACGUGUAUUGGCAAAACACGUUACAAAGACUGUGAACUAGUAUUGAAUUAUGGAGUUAAAAACUGGUAAAGUGUUUUUCCACAUUUCAGAAUUAUUUGGGCCUAAUGCUGCGUUUACACCAACCGCAUUUGAGGCGAUAAAAUUCCGUCCACUGCGCCAAGUAUGCCGCUUUAACAGUUUGAAUGCAUUCACGCGUGUAGAGCGAAGUAGACGCGUGAAAAAGCAAGCAUUUGACGCGCGUCAGAGGGGCAAGUGCUAUGCGGUUGUCUGUUUGCAAGAUGACUGAUGUUGAUUGUGCAUUUAUCAAGAGAGUUACCGGUUUGUAUUUGGUCUAUAGGGGGAAAAUAAAAAGCGGGGGUCAAUAAAAGUCACGUGACUCAAAAGUGAAAUGUGUAUUACAAUUUACAAGGUUACUUAAUAUCCUCACUGACACUCUUCCAAGAGAGGUCCUUUUUAUUCCUGUCUCUAUAGAAAUAAGAACUUGUGUCAUAUAGCUCCGGGUGACUGCUCACGGACAAUAUCAAGCAUUCCUUCAUGUUGAAUGAGUGACUCCGGGCAGGGCUGCCGCCACAGCAGGCACCAUUCAUGCGUAGCGCACCAGACGCUCAAUUCGCGUGAACUAGAUGCACGAAUGAGGCGGAAUCGCUGCGCUAAACGCCUCAUUCGCACAGCGAGACCUGCUGACGCGCGUCAACGCGUCUUCACAUUGACUUAACAUUGAAAUCACUCGCGCUUGACGCCUCUACCGCGGCUGGUGUAAACGCAGCAUAACACAAUCGCGAGCAUCCAUUUAGGUUGUUGAAAGUUGAGACAGACGAAAGUUUUUCCUAUGAGUGGGCGUGGUCUCUGGCUGCAGACAUGCCCCAAGCAUUUAAGAGCAGAGAAUACUGCUUAUUUUCCCCAGAUUUUUAUUUUUAUAUACUUGGCAAUUUUUCUUCACAUUUGGCUGGGCGCUUAAUUUCUGUGGUGUGACAAACACAUGCACAUGUCUGGGUUAUUUUUGACCCAUAAUGGGUAAAUAUUGGACAGAACACAUGCUGGGUUAAAAUUACCCCAUGUGGGGUUAAAAAUGACCCAAUGUUGGGUUGUUGUUAUGCAACCAUGGGGUAUAUAAUAACCCAGCAGUAGGGUUAAAACAACCCAGCAUUGAGUCAAUUUUAACCCAACGGUGUGUUCUGUCCAAUAUUUACCCAUUUUGGGUAAAAAAUAACCCAGAUAUUUUAAGAGUGUAUGUAUUUAAUGUCACUUUACACAGACUUUAACUAUUUACUGUGGAUUUACUGUGGUAAAGUGAAACUAAAAUCUUCUUGUCCUACAUCAACACUCUUGCAACAUCUCUCAUCCAAUCAGAGUUCCAGCACUAACUACAAAUGAAACAUCUGCUGUACUCAUGUAUGCAUGUCAAGAUGGAUGAACAAAGCAAGCAACCGAGCAUAUUUGGUUUCAUCACAUAAGUGCAUGAACAAACUGUGUGUGACCGUAAUGGAGAUUGUUUCUGUUUGUACUGCAGUAGAUCCAUAAGCUGUCAUUUAUUAUCUUUAAUGUGAGUGUGGAAAUGUGGCCAAUUCUUGAUGUCUUAUUUAGUCUCAUGUAGCUCAUGCAGUCUUAUAAAGUGUUUUUCAUGUUUAAAUAAACAUACUUUGGUUACUGGCUGUACUGGCCUUAUGUAAUGAAGACCAUAUGCAGCUUUUCAAAAGCUUGAUGGAUUAAUGUUUGUCUAUGUGUCUCUAAAUGGCCUUUGCU
Misgurnus anguillicaudatus (oriental weatherfish) is the source of this 3764-nucleotide messenger RNA. The record is from RefSeq and is a predicted model, not a curated record. NCBI's taxonomy places the organism in Eukaryota, Metazoa, Chordata, Actinopteri, Cypriniformes, Cobitidae.